AUGUUGACCAUGAGAGCACAGAUGGAUGUGAUCUGCUGUAAAUCAGUAGGAACGGAUCUGUCCAUGCUGGAUAUUGAGGAUUUCAUCACUGAAAUCUGUCAGCUGAAGAAAGAGGUGGCGUCACUGGAGGCAAAGCUGAGAGAAAGAGGAGACAAACCCAACAGAGAGGAUCUGGAGAAGGUUUCAGUGUGUGUGACUGAUGGGCCAGAAGCUCAGGAUUCAGUCUGGAGAUCCAGAGACACACAGGACUCAGAGCUCAGCCUCACUUUACUGUGUUAUACUGACGCUCAGGAUCAUGGAUCCGCUGAUCAAACCUCUGACUGUAACGCUGGAGAACAGCAGAUGAAGAUGUGCUCCGUCAAACUGGAGGACUGCAGGAACCUGAUAGAGAGACGAGGAGAAGAAACCACAGCAGAGGAACAACAACAGAGCCAUGAGGAGGAGGAGGAGGAGGAUCAGAAUAAUGAGGAUGAUGAAGAUCAGAAUAAUGAUGAGGAUGAUGAUGAGUUUAUUCCUGCAGGUGUGUUUCUUUCAUGAUCUUUUG
This is a messenger RNA of Rhinichthys klamathensis goyatoka, 544 nucleotides long. RefSeq names its product mitotic apparatus protein p62-like. Bases 1 to 537 code for a protein of 178 amino acids. The transcript has 2 exons. The record is from RefSeq and is a predicted model, not a curated record. Lineage: Eukaryota; Metazoa; Chordata; Actinopteri; Cypriniformes; Leuciscidae.